This is a messenger RNA of Sphenostylis stenocarpa, 1899 nucleotides long. The record is from the annotation of a GenBank genome assembly. NCBI's taxonomy places the organism in Eukaryota, Viridiplantae, Streptophyta, Magnoliopsida, Fabales, Fabaceae.
AUGUCCAAGUCUCUGCCCUACUCCACCAAAGAUGUUGACUACGAUAACGCCAAGUUUCGCCACCGUUCUUUCAAGGUUAUUUCUCAGAACUUGCUCACCAGUAACCUAAAGCGUGAUUGUGUUAGCUGUAGUACAGGAAAGUUUCUGUUCUUGAUAUUGAUCUUUGGUGUGGGUUAUCUUAUGUUGGCACAUACGAGUUCAGGUGGUGUAGUUUCUAAUGAUCAAGCAAUUGUGAAAAGAACCAGUUACGCUAAUAGCAGCUUUGUUGAUGGAGCUGGCAAAAUAAAGAGGUUCUGGAGACGGCCUCCGAGGCUUCCUCCUCGAUUGUCGCCGGAUGAAAAGGUAAGUAGUAAUGGCGCUGGCCAGGUAUUGGGAAAUCCGGAUGCUGUUAGGACAAUGUGGAUUUCUAGGCAGCAGAAGGUUAAGGAAGCUUUCGUUCAUGCGUGGUCUGGGUACAGAAAAUUUGCCAUGGGUCAUGAUGAACUUAUGCCACUCACCCAGCAAGGAGUUGAUGGAUUAGGAGGGUUAGGCGCGACGGUUGUGGAUGCUCUCGAUACUGCUAUGAUCAUGGGUCUUGAUGAGGUUGUUGCUGAAGCUGGAUCCUGGGUUGAGGAACACCUUUCUGAGAGAAUUAGGACCAAGGGACAAGUGAAUUUAUUUGAAACCACGAUUCGGGUUUUGGGUGGACUUUUAAGCGCAUACCAUCUAAGUGGAGGGGAAAAAGGAAUGAACAUUUCUCAUGCAGGACCUAAACCAGCAGUUUAUUUAAACGCUGCUAAGGAUUUGGCUGACCGUUUGCUGUCUGCUUUUACGACCAGUCCCACUGCUAUUCCAUUUAGUGAUGUUAUUCUUCAUGAUAAGUCAGCACAUUCAGCUCCUGCUGGACUGAGUAGCACGUCAGAAGUUUCCACCUUACAGCUUGAGUUUAAUUAUCUCAGUUAUGUAUCUGGUGAUCAGAAAUAUGGUUUGGAAGCAAUGAAAGUCAUGGCGCACAUGAAAACUCUUCCAAAGCUUGAAGGACUAGUUCCUAUCUACAUUAGCCCUCAUUCUGGCCAAUUUCAUGGAGAAAAUAUUAGACUGGGAUCCCGUGGUGACAGUUACUAUGAGUACUUAGUUAAAGUAUGGCUUCAGAGUGGAGAUAUUACCAAUAGUAAUACUUCAUAUCUAUAUGAAAUGUACAAGGAAGCAAUGAAUGGUGUUAGACAUCGUCUUGUUCAGAAAUCUAUUCCAAAUGGACUAGUUUUUGUUGGAGAAUUACCUUAUGGGUUAAACAAUGAUUUCAGCCCAAAAAUGGAUCACCUGAAAUUGUGCAAAGGAAUUGACCUGGAUAUUGUGCCACAUGUAUGUUUCCUACCUGGCACUCUUGCACUUGGUGCCACUAAAGGCCUUACAAAGAAACAGGCAAUGAAAAACAAUAUGCUUAACUUCGAAGACCUAGAAAAUUUGAAGCUAGCCGAAGAUCUGACUAAAACAUGCUUUGAAAUGUAUGCAGUAACUAAAACUGGUCUUGCUCCUGAAAUUGCUUACUUUCAUACUAAGGAUUUUUCUGAAGAAGGUCAUGACGGAGGAAAUAAGAGCUCAGAAUUUAUUAAUGAUAUCAUAAUAAGACCUGCUGACCGUCAUAAUCUUUUGCGACCUGAGACUCUGGAGUCGUUGUUUGUUUUGUACCGCAUCACAGAAGAUCCAAAAUAUCGUGAAUGGGGUUGGCAAAUAUUUGAAGCUUUUGAAAAGCACACAAAGGUUGAUACUGGGGGAUAUUGUUCCCUGGACGAUGAAAUGAUUAGCUGGGUUCUCAGUGAUAUUGAAAACUGUGAAAUACUGUUUGAAUCAUGCAAUACAUCAGGAAACACGUCUCAGAGAUCGUCAGUUGAUUAUGACUCAUUUUGCUUGGAUUUAUAA